AUGAUAUUUCGUUUUUUUUUUAAUGAACACAUCUUUUAUUUUUUAGCAAUAGCAAACGAAACAAACUGUUUAAUAAAAGAAAAUAUUACUAAUCUUGAAAAUCUUUCAAAUGAACUUCUUUAUGAAAUAUUUGAAUUUCUCAAUUAUCAUCAUGCAUUUCAAGUUUUUUAUGAUCUUAAUCAACGAUUUCAAGAUCUUUUUCUUAAUUCAAAUCUUCCAAUUAAAAUUCAUAUUUCAUCCAUAUCAAAAUCUAAAUUACAGCAUUAUUUAACACAUAUUAUUAAACUUUAUACUUAUCAAAUUGAAUUAUUUCGAUUAUCGAAUCCAUUUAUUGAUCUAUGUUUAUUGCUACUGCCAAUAAUGAAAAAGUUAACUCAACUUAAAACACUUAUUUUAAAUAAUAUUGAAUCGAAUUAUAUUGAACAAAUUGUAAAUCAUUUGUCUUCUUUACCUGUUUUAUCUUCAUUGACUAUCAUAUCGAUUAAUACUAUUAAAAAUCACAAGAAUAUUUAUUAUAAAAUCUUUCGUUUAGCUAUAUUGAAAUACUGUCAGAUAUUAAUUGAAUUAUUACAAAGUCCAAAAUUAUUACCUAUUGCAACAAAUGAAUUUAGUACUAUCGAACAUCUUAUCAUUAAUCAUGACAUUUCGAUUGAUGAACUUCCUAUUUUAUUAUCUUAUGUUCCACAAUUACGUCGUUUAUCGAUUGGUCAUCUAAAGGAAUCUAAACUCAAUCGAACCGAAAGAGAUUCGAUAAGCUUAAAUUAUUUAACAAAUGUUUCACUUAAAUUACAUAAUGUCAAUUUUGAAGAUUUUUAA
This is a messenger RNA of Rotaria sp. Silwood1, 816 nucleotides long. Lineage: Eukaryota; Metazoa; Rotifera; Eurotatoria; Philodinida; Philodinidae. The record is from the annotation of a GenBank genome assembly.